Sinocyclocheilus anshuiensis is the source of this 528-nucleotide messenger RNA. Its product is annotated as proteasome assembly chaperone 1-like. Gene Ontology annotation, cellular component: endoplasmic reticulum. The record is from RefSeq and is a predicted model, not a curated record. The coding region runs from base 1 to 528 and encodes 175 amino acids. Lineage: Eukaryota; Metazoa; Chordata; Actinopteri; Cypriniformes; Cyprinidae. The transcript is spliced from 6 exons. Gene Ontology annotation, molecular function: proteasome binding. Gene Ontology annotation, biological process: proteasome core complex assembly.
AUGGCGACAUUUUUCUGUGAAGUUUUAUCGGUGUACUCAAGAGCUGCUGAAGAGAAUGAGUAUGAUGAUAUGACGAAUGGAAACGAGGAAGAUGAGCAGAUCCGACGUGAUCAAGUGUCCGUUCACGUUCAUUGGCUCUCUCAGACGGAUGGCGGACCGGUGCUGUGUUCGGAUCUGAUCAUCGCUGUGGGUCCGAACGCCGCAGGUUUCGUCUUGGCGUACGCACUGGGCUCCGACGGCUGGACCGCGGUCGGAUGGGUCUCGCUGUGGAACGAGCGGAGCCAUGGAUCUGGAGACCCCGCAGAGCUGUCCUGUGUCCUGUACCAGCAGAAAGUAACACAGUCCAUCGAAAUGGCAUCUGUAGACCCCGCAGAGCUGUCCUGUGUCCUGUACCAGCAGAAAAGUUUCGCAGUUGUGCGUGUGGCAUCUGAACAGAGGAAGUUCACAUCAGGGUUACUGCGACUUCAAAGCCGUCCUUCUGGUUCACAGGAGGACUGGUUCCUGACUCCUCCCUCAGCCCAACACUGA